This is a messenger RNA of Fimicolochytrium jonesii, 1518 nucleotides long. RefSeq lists its product as uncharacterized. Gene Ontology annotation, molecular function: protein binding. The record is from RefSeq and is a predicted model, not a curated record. The transcript has 2 exons. The coding region runs from base 347 to 1108 and encodes 253 amino acids. NCBI's taxonomy places the organism in Eukaryota, Fungi, Chytridiomycota, Chytridiomycetes, Spizellomycetales, Powellomycetaceae.
GUCACUCACUUGUCACUUGUCCCCUUCGCGUGACCUUCGCGUCGCAACGACAACCGGGGCGACAUCCACACGCCAUCGGCUCCAUCGGCGCUGGCCCCAUCAAGCCUCAUCGACCCUCAUCCACACGACGGGCACCGCGAGCUUCCAGCUCUUAUGCUCAGCGGCCGCCUUGUUCAAGCCCUCGUCGCAGAUACCACACUCUCGCCCCUCUCGCUCAACCACUGCAACUCCGACAGUCCGUCAACUUCCAUACUCGUUCUCAAAGACCGGGCCGAAGCAGAAUAACGCGAGUUGGAACCCAACCACCUUAAAGGGCGCUUUUUCCAUUCGUCCAGCCAUCGCCGUCAUGCCGAGCGUGAAGUCCAUCCUCGAAACAGCACGCUCUAGCAAUGCCACCAUUGUAGACCUGAACGCUCAAUCACUGAAGGAUGUGCCGCCUGCUCUAUUUGAAGUCCAAUCCGUCGAACAGCUAACGCUAGCCAACAACCGCCUCGGCGAGAUCCCUGAAGACAUUGUGCGCCUGAAAAAGCUAGAAAAUGUUUCAUUCUUUGGAAACAAGCUGUCGGCACUGCCAAAAUCAGUCGUCUCGAUGGGAUCCUUGAAAUACCUGACUGCAAGCUACAACUUCAUCACUGAGCUCCCCACCGGUUUCGGAUCAUGUCCAAAUCUGGUCUAUCUGGACCUCAGCUGCAAUCAGUUGAAGCAGCUGACGGCCAACUUUGGAUUUCUAACGACACUACGAUCCCUCCAUCUCUCCGAUAACCACCUGGAAACACUGCCGCCAGAGAUUGGCAAACUGGUUGAUCUGAAUACACUGGUCCUCUGCAACAACAACAUCACCCACCUCCCCGCAGAACUUGGGAACUUGCAAGCGCUGCGGUAUUGCCUCUUACAAGGCAACAAGCUCAAAACCAUUCCUAAGGAGUUGGCAAACACACCACUAGGCACCUCCGGCACAACCUUUAGGGCCUACAAAAACCCUCUCUUGCCAUUCCUGCAGGAUGUCUUGGACGAAGGGGGCACAAAGGGCUUCUUUGCUUUGCUGCGAAGUGACGAAUAUGCAGCAAAACUGGCUGAAGCCGAGUCGGGGAAGAAGAAGAAGAAGUAGAGAGCACGAGUAGAGCGCUUCUCGUUCUUCCGUCGAUCUCGAGCCGGCUCGCCGUCCGAUGGCUGACAUCACGAAGGGUUGUCUAUAUAGAUGUACAUUAUCAAUUUUGGAAAGGUGAACAUAUGAAGAAUUGGAGAAGUCGAUUGAUCCCCAUGCUCGCCCGUCAUCAGCACUUUGAUGCUCGGGAGUCGCGCAGAGGGGGUUUCCAAGCGCAUCUUACGCCGCAGGUAUAGCAAGGCCAGGGUUCUGAAUCUUCGUCCAGAACGGUGAUGGCCGUGCGCACCGUACUCGAGGGCUUCGUUCCCGAGGUUCGCAAUAUCACAUUGGUAGUGGCAGCUGCUUACAAGUGCGGUUCCAGCUUAUGAUCGUGGCUAUCGAUUGGACAUGUGAUCUGAUUUCAUCAACCCCGC